AUGUCGCCAUUACAGUUCAAGUACAUGGGCAGCGGUCAAGACUGGUACCGUGUUGGCGAAGUAAACCUGCCCGAGCGCAUGAGCCAAGCCUUGCAGCUCCAGCCUGAUUUCGUGGAAGUCAUCACCUGGAAUGACGCCGGCGAGAGUCACUACGUCGGUGACUUCUGGCAAGAACAAAUUGCAGGUAGCAAUAUCGGAGACUACGCCAACGGAUACGAUCACAAGGGCUGGUUGCAGGUCAUUACACCGUUCAUCAAAGCCUACAAGGGUGGCGCGACAAGUAUCUCUCAAAUUGUUCCGCCUAGCACUAAGCCUCUUGGUGCUUUUUGGUAUCGACCCCUUUUGACUACUGCAAGCUGCUCUUCUUCGAUUGCUAAUUAUCAAUCGGCUCGUGAUGCGGUGAACUUUGCUGUUAUCUUGCCUUCUGCUGGUUAUACUAUCAGGGUUUACAGUAACAGCAAAUUAAUUGGCAGUUUUGUUGGUCAAAAGGGAUUGAACUAUAAUAGUGUCUUAGGGCUUGCUGUUGGAGGUGGGCAGAUAAUUCAGGUCAUUGAUGGCUCUAAUCAGAUUGUUGCAUCAGCGAUUGGGACAAAGAAUGUCGUGGCGCAGAGUGCUAAUGCUACUUGCAACUGGAACUAUGAGGUCGUAGGUCUCUCUUGA
Messenger RNA from Penicillium cosmopolitanum, 660 nucleotides. RefSeq lists its product as uncharacterized. Lineage: Eukaryota; Fungi; Ascomycota; Eurotiomycetes; Eurotiales; Aspergillaceae. The record is from RefSeq and is a predicted model, not a curated record. Gene Ontology annotation, molecular function: glucan endo-1,3-alpha-glucosidase activity. The transcript has a single exon. The coding region runs from base 1 to 660 and encodes 219 amino acids.